UCUCUGUCAUGUGUACUGACGCUGAUCCAAGGUCAGUGCUUGGGGACAGGUGUCAACCCCUCCCGUUACCACGCCAAUCAUGCAUUUUCCCGGAUGACGAAAGACGUCAACAACCCUUAUCCUGGGCAUUUAUUUUUCAUGUUUGUAACUGUGCAUGGACUUGAAAAAGAGAUGCCUUUCAGCAAGAGUGCGAUGUUAACUUAAUAUUUGCGCCUGUACUUUCUGCAAACGAAGAAAGCACGCUUUAACUAACCACUCCCUCCUCGGCUAGCUCUAGCUAUUUGGUAUCAACAAAAGGAGAUUCGGCGAUUUGUUAACGGUUACUAUAACGAACUCCAGCCAUUUAGACACAACUGUUGAAGUCGGAUUUAUAACAGCACAAUGUCCGCCCCAGGCUCUGCUGCUGCGCCUCCCUCAACUGGAGAAGGUGAUGGCUCCACUGCUCCCCAGCCCCCCCCCAACCUCUCCAGCAACCGCCGACUGCAGCAGACACAGGCCCAAGUGGAUGAGGUUGUGGACAUCAUGCGCGUGAACGUGGACAAGGUCCUGGAGAGGGACCAGAAGCUGUCGGAGCUGGACGACCGGGCCGACGCCCUGCAGGCAGGGGCCUCCCAGUUUGAGACCAGUGCUGCCAAGCUCAAACGCAAGUACUGGUGGAACAAUCUGAAGAUGAUGAUUAUUCUGGGUGUGAUAUGUGCCAUCAUCCUCAUCAUCAUCAUCGGUGGAAUCUCUCUCCCUGACUCUCCCCCAUCUCCUUCUCUUUGCAGUCUACUUCAGCUCCUAAAUGGCACCACUCCGUAUGUUUAAACUCAAGCUUCAACAAAAGACCCCUGAAAUAAAGGAAACAUGCUGCCCGUUCACCUGGGACAUCCAUCCAGGUUCUUUGUGCAUAUGAACCCUCGCCUUUCUAACCUGUCAUGAAUAUUAUGACUUUCAUUGCUGUGUAUGUAACAGAGAGCAAACAGAAAAACGCAUUAAGUCUUGUGGUGGCUAUGGUUGAAUCGCGGUCAUGAUGUUCAAUAGUUUUGUUCUGAGAUGCCUUUUGUAGGUUGUGUGUGUGUCAUUUGUGUAUGAAACGGUGUACUUGUGCCUUUUUAAACGGAACUAUAUCUUUGCCUUUGGCUUCAACUUUUUGCCUAUUGACCAGCAUUGCCCUUCUUGCAGGGAUUAAUGCGUGUCUUUCUCUCUGGGAAUUGUGAUAUUUUUCUUUAUCUUUGCACAAUGGAUUAUAAGGACUCUCCUUAAACUGAAAUGUUGGUUUUGUAACAUUUUCAACUCCCAUCUUUAUCUGUGUGUUUUCGCAGACAUGCAGUUGUGUGGUUUUUACCUGGCCUCUCGCCUUAUGAAGCCUUAUUUUCUACUCUCUCUUUCUUGGUCUUUAAUCUCAUCCUUUUUGUAAACACCUACAGUAGAGGUAGGGCAUGUGGUAGGUAUGUUCUGUAUUUAGACUUGUUCUUAUUACUGAAACACAAUAGUCAUUGAAAGUAGUGUAGCUGUAUGCUGUCUAUAAUUGUACAUUGUUUUUGUUUGUUUGUGUGGUAACUGGCAAGAGGCCAGAAAUGAAAUGUAAUUUUCAGAAUUAUAAUUCACAAGUUGCAAAUGGACCGCUUUGUAAACCAGGAAGUAAUUUUGGAUCCUCAAUACUUAAAAUGGUGUGAAAUUAAAAUGCAUCAACUCUGGGUUUACAGGACUUUUUCUCCUUUAUUCAGGUCUGCUGAAGAGACUGAUUAUGCCUUCAUUGAUAAAUUAUUUGCAGACAACUGCCUAUAACCAACUAAUUUUACUGCACUGCACAAACCGUUGGUUAACGACAAUGUCCAAGUGAAAAGUGUACCAAUCGACUACAGAAAAUGAUUGAUUCAGGCUCCAAGAUCCAGCCCUUCAGUAUUUAUACUGUAUAAUGAUUUGAAUAUAUAAUUAGCUGAAAUGUGUGGAUCAGUCCUCUUAUUUUCAGAACUCAGAUAGCCGAUUUAACUCCACUCAAUGGGUUGAAUAAGGAACUCGUGCAUAUCCGUUGUGUUUAAUCUGGUAGCAUUCGUCUUUCUCUGCACAUCUCACCAGGACAGCUUGAUUUGGACUUAAAUUACCAUCUGGGGUCAACUGCCACCAAACUGUCUCUGUGGAUUUCUCUGCCAUGCCGGUGUAUGUCUCUGCAUGAUAAAUGACUCUGUGGCCCUUGUCUGUUCUGAUAUGCAGUCCAGUACUGAGUCAUUUCUCCUCCGCCCUGUGCUCUCGUGGCUCUGCCUCUCCCGAGCAAACUCAUUUAUUUCAGUGGAACUGCUCCCAUCUGGCUGGUGCUGCUCUGCUGCUGACACUAUAUUAGUGGCCAACGUGUCUCUCGCUUUUAAUGGAGGACGGUCUUGCUCUUGUAAGAUAUGCCUCUCGUUUCCCCUUUGAUCUAGCGCAUAACUGUGUAGAGCAGCCCGCCCAGACAUACACAUACAGUACCCUGUUGGCAAAUUAACAUAAAUUAAAGAAAUUAAAUAAAAUAAAAAAUUAAAUAAAGUUAUUGCAUACUUCUGACUGCUAGAAAAAUCAGGUAUUGCGUAAUUCAACAGAUCUUCAAUAUAUUUAAAUUUGGAGUUGCAAUUUUAGGAAGAAAAUGUUGCUAUGUGUGAUUGAUUAUGGACUAAAUGCUCAAUAUUGUGGAUUACUGAAGAUUUGCACAGCCUAUUUAUAUCAAUAUGACAAAGGAUGGACUGAAAUGCAUAUUGAAAUCACUGAGAAUGGUAUGAGCAUCAACUUUCUAAAAAGGGAUGUAAUUUAUUCUAAUGACACAGAUGGUCUUUCAUAACUAAGAAUGUGAUUAUUGUGUAUGAAAUGUGCCACAAUUCUACCCUGGAACUUUGGUUACCCUAUGUGUGUGUGUUUCUGUGAUAUGUGAAAACAGAAUAAAUGGAAAAAAUUGAAAACCAAAAGUUAAUGUGAAAUAUUCAGUGCCAUUAAAAAAGCGACAGCGAAUGAUGAAUGAA
Conger conger (European conger) is the source of this 2972-nucleotide messenger RNA. RefSeq names its product vesicle-associated membrane protein 2-like. Gene Ontology annotation, biological process: SNARE complex assembly; vesicle fusion; vesicle-mediated transport. Gene Ontology annotation, molecular function: SNAP receptor activity; syntaxin-1 binding. Gene Ontology annotation, cellular component: SNARE complex; plasma membrane. The coding region runs from base 382 to 807 and encodes 141 amino acids. The transcript has 5 exons. NCBI's taxonomy places the organism in Eukaryota, Metazoa, Chordata, Actinopteri, Anguilliformes, Congridae. The record is from RefSeq and is a predicted model, not a curated record.